AAUUUUGUAGGUCUUUUCCCAGAUAUGUAUUUUUCUCUCUAACUUCUAACUUGCUGAAGUUUCCGCCCAUGUGACUUCCAGCAUGUUACCAGAAACCACAAGAGAGAGAGAGAGAGCGUGCAAGCCCCAGAGCGAGCGACAUGUCCCUUUGGGGAGCAGUCCCUCUGCACCCCAGAGUGAGGAGGACGCAGGGGUCGGAGGUGGCUAUAGGGCAGGCAGAGGAGGUGCCUGUGGGGGGUGGUGGGCUAGUGGCCCAGGAGAAGUCAGGAAGGGAGCCCAGCUGGUGACAAGAGAGCCCAGAGGUGCCUGGGGCUGAGUGAGAGAGCCCGGAAGAUUUCAGCCAUGCCUCACAGCUCCGACAGCAGUGACUCCAGCUUCAGCCGCUCUCCUCCCCCUGGCAAACAGGACUCAUCUGAUGAUGUGAGAAGAGUUCAGAGGAGGGAGAAAAAUCGCAUUGCUGCCCAGAAGAGCCGACAGAGGCAGACGCAGAAGGCCGACACCCUGCACUUGGAGAGCGAAGACUUGGAGAAACAGAACGCGGCUCUGCGCAAGGAGAUCAAGCAGCUUACGGAGGAACUGAAGUACUUCACGUCGGUGCUGAGCAGCCACGAGCCCCUGUGCUCGGUGCUGGCCGCCAGCACGCCCUCACCCCCCGAGGUGGUGUACAGCGCACACGCCUUCCACCAGCCUCACGUCAGCUCCCCGCGCUUCCAGCCCUGAGCUUCCGAUGGGGGGAGAGCAGAGUCUCGGGAGGGACACACAGACUGUGGCAGUGCUGCACCCAUCCCGCAGAGGCCCCUGUCCACCUGUAGACCCGGAGACAGAGGCCCGGACAAGGAUCAAACACAGGGACUGUCAUGACUGGAAGGGUGUGAGGCCUCCCAGCAGUGCCGCAGCAUUUCGGGGAGCCUGUGCUGGACUCCACUCUAGGUUGGAGGCUCAAUCCAGAAGAAUAUCAGGCAAGAUGCCCAAGUCUCAUGUCACAGAGCAAGGCGGGCAGGAAAGGGGUAUUUUUCUAAAUAAAUGUUUUAAAAUAAA
Molecule: messenger RNA, 1038 nt
Organism: Cebus imitator (Panamanian white-faced capuchin)
Lineage: Eukaryota; Metazoa; Chordata; Mammalia; Primates; Cebidae
Gene: BATF
Product: basic leucine zipper ATF-like transcription factor
Exons: 3
Coding region: 343-720 (125 amino acids)
Biological process (GO): regulation of transcription by RNA polymerase II
Cellular component (GO): nucleus
Molecular function (GO): RNA polymerase II cis-regulatory region sequence-specific DNA binding; DNA-binding transcription factor activity, RNA polymerase II-specific
Source: RefSeq, a predicted model, not a curated record